AUGGUCAAAUUAGGCAAGUUCUCCAAGCGGACUCCGGUCCGACUACGACAUAAGAUCGAAAAGGCCUCUGCGGCCAAGCAACGGAAACAGAAAAAGCUUGCGAAGAAGGAUCCCACAUGGCGUUCUAAGCUCAAGAAAGACCCGGGUAUCCCGAAUCUGUUCCCUCACAAGGACAAGAUCCUUCACGAAAUCGAAGAAAAGAGACGAAUGAAGGCGGAAGAGCAGCAGCGUAUUCGUGAUGAAGCUCGUGCUCGUCGGGCCGUUCAGAAGGAGCAAGCAGCAGCAGGAGACGUGAUACCCAACGCCAACAGUCAGCACGUUGUCGACGUCGAUGACGUGUUAGACGAGGAUAUGAGUGAAGAUGGCGGUGACUUGAACCCCAUGGCUGCCCUGCUUGCGUCUGCGCGUGCAAGGGCUGCCGAGUACGAGGAUGAUGACGAGGAUGAAGAAGAUCAUAUGGACGAGGAUGACGAUGAUGACAUGGAUAUGGAUGAAGAUGAGGAAGAUGGUGGUGCGGAGUUGGACGAUUCGACUGUGCCUCAGCUUGUCUCACAGCCUCAUUCGAAAGAGAGCUCUCGACGCCAAUUCGACAAGGUGUUCAAGCAGGUUGUCGACGCUGCCGAUGUGGUUCUAUACGUGCUCGAUGCUCGUGACCCCGAGGGUACCCGUUCCAAGGACGUAGAGCGAGAAGUCAUGGCCGCAUCGUCAGGGUCCAAGCGGUUGAUACUUAUCCUCAACAAGAUCGAUCUUGUUCCUCCGCCAGUGCUGAAGGGUUGGUUGAUCCACCUGCGAAGAUACUUCCCGACGCUACCCCUCAAGGCAUCCAACGGCACCGGCAACGCACACAGUUUCGAUCACAAGCAAUUAACCGUCAAGGGCACGUCGGAGACGCUCUUCCGGGCCCUCAAAUCCUACGCUCAAAGCAAGCAAUUGAAGCGAUCGGUUUCCGUCGGUGUGAUCGGCUACCCGAACGUCGGCAAGUCAUCAGUCAUCAAUGCUCUCACGGCCCGACUCAACAAGGGAUCGAGCAACGCCUGCCCGACUGGCGCCGAGGCCGGAGUCACCACCAACCUGAGAGAGGUGAAGUUGGACAACAAGCUCAAGCUGAUUGAUUCGCCGGGUAUUGUUUUCCCGAACGCGGGCGAAAAGAGCGGCAACAGGAAGGGCAAGAAGCAAAAUGAGCACGCACGUCUCGUCCUGCUUAACGCUAUCCCACCGAAGCAGAUCGAAGACCCCAUCCCCGCCGUGAAACUCCUGCUCCAACGGCUGUCCCACUCAGAGGGACUUCUCUCGAAGGUCCAGCAGCUCUACAACAUCCCCGCCCUCCUCUCAACCGAUGGGGAUCAAACCCAUGAUUUUCUCAUCCACGUUGCCCGCAAGCGCGGUCGUCUAGGCAAAGGCGGCGUGCCGAACAUCGAAGCCGCGGCCAUGACCGUGAUCAACGACUGGAGAGACGGACGCAUCCAGGGAUGGGUCAAUGCUCCUGUGUUGCCAGUGGUGACCACGGUAGAGGCUGCGUCCGGCGCGGAGGUCGGCCCCGGCGUGGACACGAGACAGAUUGUCACGGAGUGGGCCAAGGAGUUCAAGAUCGAAGGGCUCUGGGGAAAUGAUGACGAGGAAAUGGCGGAAUAG
This is a messenger RNA of Aspergillus tanneri, 1632 nucleotides long. RefSeq names its product putative GTP binding protein. The record is from RefSeq and is a predicted model, not a curated record. Gene Ontology annotation, cellular component: nucleolus. Gene Ontology annotation, molecular function: GTP binding. The coding region runs from base 1 to 1632 and encodes 543 amino acids. The transcript has 3 exons. Lineage: Eukaryota; Fungi; Ascomycota; Eurotiomycetes; Eurotiales; Aspergillaceae.